This is a messenger RNA of Lutzomyia longipalpis, 4544 nucleotides long. RefSeq names its product von Willebrand factor A domain-containing protein 8 (gene c12.2). Bases 146 to 4372 code for a protein of 1408 amino acids. Gene Ontology annotation, cellular component: cytoplasm. The transcript has 7 exons. The record is from RefSeq and is a predicted model, not a curated record. Lineage: Eukaryota; Metazoa; Arthropoda; Insecta; Diptera; Psychodidae. Gene Ontology annotation, molecular function: ATP hydrolysis activity; ATP binding.
AACUUCACGUGUACAUAACCUCAAAAAAUCCCGCUCAUGUAAUCAGUUGAGUUUUCACGAAGAGGAAAUCAGUGAUUUUUUGUGCCCCUUUUUUCUCUAGUUUAGCGUGAAUUUCCCCGGAAUAUUUGAGUGUUUUCCAGUGAGAAUGUACGCGGGGAAUGCGGCAACAUUGCGACGCAUUGAUGUCCUCAAGAGAAUUCUGAGUGGGACAACAAAUAAAAAUCACAUUCGAGGACUUUCAGGGAUUGAUCGAGUCACAAUUGAUGGGGUCACAAAGGACAUUAAGGCAUCCCCGAAUCCCGAAUAUAUCCCACGGCAGUACCUACGGCUAGAUGCUGAGGGGAAUCUCGAUGUGUCCCAGACUGUUCUUCAUCAUCUCCGUUGGAUGCUGCAAAAGGACAAUUUGGGGCAGGAUAUCUUCCUUCUUGGGCGUCCUGGGCCACUGAGGAGGAAUGUUGCUAUGCAAUUUAUUGAGUUGACUCAGCGGGAAUUGGAGUAUGUGUCCCUAUCGCGUGACACGACUGAGAGUGAUCUGAAGCAGAGGAGAGAAAUCGAGGCAGGAACGGCAAGGUAUCACGAUCAAUCAGCCGUACGGGCGGCAAUCAAUGGGAGAGUCCUCGUAAUUGAGGGUGUAGAGAAGGCUGAACGGAAUGUCCUGCCAGUGUUGAAUAAUCUUCUCGAGAAUAGGGAAAUGAACCUCGAAGAUGGAAGACUCCUCAUCCCAGCAGAAAGGUACGACAAACUUCUUGAGCAAUAUGGGGCUGAAGAGCUAACCCGUUGGGGUCUUGUGAGGGUAUCUGAGGAUUUUCGUGUAAUUGCUCUGGGGCUUCCGGUACCAAAGUAUCGUGGAGCACCGCUGGAUCCACCGUUGCGUUCUCGCUUCCAGGCACGAGAUGUUACGAAUCUCUCAUACCAGGAAAUCUUUGCAACAAUGCGCUCUGUGGCACCAAAGGCUGACCCAGAUAAACUCAAACAAAUCCUUUCAUUUGGCUUUGCCAUUCAACAAGCCGAUGCAAAGACCAAUCUACCUGAUUUUCCCAUUGAUAGUGUCUUCAGUGCUGCGAAAAUAUUGAAUAACAACAAUACCCUCAACACUUACGAUAUCAUCUACCGCCUCUAUCCCCAUCGGAGUUUUCUGCCCAGGGAGAGUUUUGAAGCACUCAAUACUCUCCUGAAAUCCCUCAAUAUUGCCGAAGGAACAAUUCCUGCGCAUCAGGAAAUAACUCAAGUUCACUCUGAAGGGGAUUCAGUGGCAAAAGUAACAAUUUCCGGGCGUGUUGGUAAGGCUGUGGAGAUUCCAGUUUCAGCUGGAGGGCAGAGGUAUGCCCAGGAGAGCCCUAUGGGGAGAUUUGUUCCCACAAAGUAUCAACAGAAUCUCCUGGCGGAUGUUGUGCAGAGUUUCGCUGUGGGAGAUGUUUGCCUUGUUGGCCCAAAGGGAUGCGGGAAGUCGGCUCUUGUGAUGGAACUUUGCAAUGUUCUGGGGCAGACGACGGAAUCAAUGGUGCUGUACCAGGAUAUGACGGGGAGGGAUUUAAUUCAGCAGCGUACGACAAAACUCAACGGGGAUACCAUUUGGCGGGAUUCAGCUCUCCUUCGGGCAGCUCUUGCUGGGCAUGUGGCCAUCCUCGAUGGUGUUCAUCGCAUUCACAAUUCAACUGUAUCAAUUCUCCAUCGUCUCGUGCACGACAGGGAGCUUCAGCUGUACGACGGGAGGAGACUCCUUGGGCAUGAGAGGUAUGACAAUCUCCUGGCAUUGGGUGCCACGCCAGAGAGUCUCGAGGCAAAGGGAAUUUUGCGAAUUCAUCCGUCAUUUAGGAUUGUUGCCCUUGGUGAGCCUCCAGUACUUGAUACGGGGGCAAAUUGGCUCACACCUGAGAUGCUGAGUGUCUUUGUCUUCCACGAAGUGCGGAAUCUCAGUCAGGAGGAGGAGAUUCACAUCAUAAACACCCUCUAUGGGGAAAUUGGGCCAUCUCUGCGGAAUAUUCUCAAUGUGGCACAGUUUUUGCGUGAUUCAAAGGAUCCUAUUAUGAAGAAUCUUGCGGGGACACUGUCAACACGGCAGCUCCUUCGUAUAGCUCAUCGGAUGUCCGUCUAUCCACCGGAGAAGGUGGGAAUUUUUGCCAAACCCAUUGAGCAUCCACUAAAUUCAGCCUACGACACAAUUCAACGAACUUUCCUGGCUAAAUUCCUCCCAGCUCUUCCACGGGCAACACUCGAGAAUGUCCUGGAGCGCUUCAAGAUCUUCCCGAGGCUCGAAGCAGAUGAUUCUGCUGACAAAAUGGGGAUAGAAGUUGCCAAUGGAUGUGUGAGGAUUGGAAAAACCGAGACGGAUGUCUACAAAACAGAUGCAGUGACCAAAGUUCCGGAUAUUCUCUUCUACGACGUACCACAGCAUGUCGUCCUUAUGGAGCAUCUUCUGCAGGAUUUCCUCAUUGGAAAUCAUCUUCUUUUGGUGGGAAAUCAGGGUGUGGGAAAGAAUAAAAUUGCCGAUCGUCUUCUGCAAGUUAUGAAUCGUCCUCGGGAGUACAUUCAGCUACACAGGGAUACUACGGUGCAGACCCUGACCCUUCAGCCUGCAAUCAAGGAUGGGAUUGUGACGUAUGAGGAUUCCCCGCUGGUUAAAGCUGUUAAAAAUGGGCAUGUUCUGGUUGUGGAUGAAGCAGACAAGGCACCAACGCACGUUACCUGCAUCCUCAAGACACUCGUGGAGAAUGGUGAGAUGAUUCUCUCGGAUGGGAGGAAGAUUCUCCCAGCAACAGUUUCCAGGGAUAUUCAACAGAGUCCUGAUGUAAUUAUUGCUCACAGAGAUUUUCGCAUGAUUGUCCUGGCCAAUCGUCCGGGAUUCCCAUUUUUGGGAAAUGACUUCUUUGCCGCCCUUGGGGAUCUCUUUAGUUGCCAUUCAGUUGAUAAUCCUUCGACUGAAUCUGAGAUUUUCCUACUGCAGCAAUACGGUCCGGAUGUUCCACGGCAUAUCCUGGACACCCUCGUGAGGGCAUUUGCUGAACUUCGAUCAAUGGCAGAUGUUGGGCAGCUAAGCUAUCCAUACAGUACACGUGAAGUUGUGAAUAUUGUGAAGCAUCUGCAGAAAUUCCCUGAAGAGGAUAUGUCUGAGCUUGUGGGGAAUGUUCUGGAUUUUGAUAGAUAUUCCCCGGAAGCUCUGGAACUUGUAACAACGGUGCUGCAGAAGCAUGGGCUUCCCAUUGAGGGGUAUGCAAAGCACGAAAUGGCAGCUCUGCGGAAGAAGCGGGAGAUUCAGGUGACGGUUGAGAGUAAAAGUGGGAAGAGUGUUUCAUCACCGAAGCACGGGAAGGUGGAUCCGGAGAAUAAACCUCAUGUGGGCGGGAAUACCUGGGCUGGAGGUAGUGGAGGACGUGAUACAGCUGGAUUGGGGGGCAAAGGUGGCCCAUAUCGUCUUGAUUCGGGGAAUCCGGUGCACCAGCUGUCGGAUGAGGAGAAAGACGACAUCCCCGAUGAGGUGAAGAAGGCAGCACGAGAGAUGAAUCGUCGUGCCUACGAAGAGCGCCUCCGGGAGAUUAAACUGUCCAAAUAUGAUCAUUCAGUGUAUGAGCAGUACAGCCUUCCGGUGCAGAAGCAAGUAAAGGAGCUCCGGGUGAUACUAAAUGCACUCCAGGCUAAGAGUAAAGAGCGCCACUGGCAGAAGCAUCAAACAACGGGGGAGCUGGAUGAUACAAAGCUCGUGGAGGGUAUUACGGGAGAGAAAAACAUCUACAGGAGACGUGCUGAGCAGGAACCCGAACCGGGGCAGCCACAGGAGAAACCCAAACGCCUCAAACUUGUGGUUGAUGUCUCCGGAUCAAUGUACAGAUUCAACGGCUACGACGGGCGUCUCGAUAGAGAAAUGGAAGCCGUGGUUCUCGUCAUGGAGGCCUUUGAGGGGUUUGCCCACAAAGUUCAGUACGACGUUGUUGGGCACAGCGGGGAGACGUACUACAUCCCCUUUGUGGACGCCAAGAAACCCCCGCGUGACGAUAGAGUGCGCCUUGAAACAAUCAAAAUGAUGCAUGCCCACGCUCAGUACUGCUGGUCCGGAGACCACACACUUCUGGCCACAAAUCACGCAGUGGAUCAGCUGGCGCAGGAGGACUGUGAUGAGGCAAUUGUGGUCGUUCUCAGUGAUGCAAAUCUCCAAAGGUACGGGAUUUCAGCACAAAAGGUGGCUCAAGCGCUGCAGAAGCGUGAACCCAAAGUCCAGGCCUACGUCAUCUUCAUCGGGAGCAUCGGGGAAGAAGCAGAAAUAAUUAAUCAAAAUAUGCCACCCGGAAGGAGUUUUGUCUGCAUGGAUUUGGCACAAUUGCCACAGAUUCUUAAGCAAAUCUUCACGUCUUCCGUUCUCUACCAAAGUGCACUAUAAAGGGCAUUUUUAGAGGCAAAAACUGUUUUUUUAGAUAAAUCUUUGAGGGAUGUUUUUUGAUGGAAAAAAAGGGAUGUUUUGUGACCAAAAAAAGGCAUUUAUAGGGAAUAAUUUUCUAGGUGAAUUUUUGUAUAUAAAAUACAAUAAAAAUUAUCAUGAAUUUUGUUAAAAA